AUGCAGGAGCUGGAAAAGGGCGAGAAGGGCAUCGGCGACGGCACGGUCAGCUAUGGCAUGGACGACUCCGACGAUAUGCUCAUGCGCCAGUGGACGGGCACCAUCAUCGGCCCCACGAACUCGGUGCAUGACGGCCGCAUCUACACCCUGAAGCUCUUCUGCGACCUCAACUAUCCGGAGCGGCCGCCGCGGGUCCGCUUCCAGUCGCGGAUCAACAUGGGGUGCGUGCUGCCGGACGGCACGGUGGACGUGUCGAGGUUCCCGGUGCUGUGCAGCUGGCGGCGGGAGUACACGAUGGAGACGAUCCUCACGGAGCUGCGGCGCGAGAUGUGCGCGCCCGCCAACAAAAAGCUGCCGCAGGCCGACGCGCGGCGUCGGGACGCGGCGCGGGACGCGCCAUCGUAG
Messenger RNA from Monoraphidium neglectum, 405 nucleotides. Its product is annotated as Ubiquitin-conjugating enzyme E2 variant 1C. NCBI's taxonomy places the organism in Eukaryota, Viridiplantae, Chlorophyta, Chlorophyceae, Sphaeropleales, Selenastraceae. The transcript has 2 exons. Bases 1 to 405 code for a protein of 134 amino acids. The record is from RefSeq and is a predicted model, not a curated record.